This is a messenger RNA of Choloepus didactylus (southern two-toed sloth), 3346 nucleotides long. It is a transcript of the gene TGM3, whose product is annotated as transglutaminase 3. NCBI's taxonomy places the organism in Eukaryota, Metazoa, Chordata, Mammalia, Pilosa, Megalonychidae. Gene Ontology annotation, biological process: peptide cross-linking. The record is from RefSeq and is a predicted model, not a curated record. The transcript has 16 exons. Gene Ontology annotation, molecular function: protein-glutamine gamma-glutamyltransferase activity. The coding region runs from base 1071 to 2939 and encodes 622 amino acids.
UUGAUGGGUGCCCGUUUGUGGUGAGGGGGCAGGGCCUGGCGGCGGAGCGCCCUCCGCUGUGGCAGAGCCCUUCCCUGGAGGGAUGGUGCUGGUGGGAGCUCGGGCUUUCUGUCUGGCCGCCAGCAGGGGGCAGUAGCGGCUCGCGGUGCGCGGGGGAUCCUGGCGCGGAAUCCAGGGAUGGGACGCCGAGGUCUGGAGACGCGAAGGGCCUUCCAUGCACUCAGAUCCAACUUCCAGCGCGACCCUUGGUGCGGACUCUGCCUGACACUCUUUGUGAACAUUGCCCAGGUGCUGGCCCACCUCGCGCCCAGGCUGUGUCUGCAAGCUCUGCACCUAGCAGCGUAGCUACUGGUCAAGAGCACGGGCUCUGGUUUCAGACUGCUUGGGUAGAUAGCAUGCACCUAAAUGCAUUGCUGGCUGCUGCUGUGAAUUCCCAGACUUGAACUCCUGGACUGAACUUUUCCACCAGCUGAAGCAGGAGCAUCUGGUCCAGGCAGCUGUGACAAGAGACACUGGGCUGCCAGUGGUGUUUUUUGAUGCCCAGGUGUUUCCAGUGCUGUGACAGAGUUUGUGUCAUGCAAAUGAACAAGUAGGUCGGCUUUUCCUUUUCUCCCAGUAGCACACUGGAAGCAGAAUUAGAAACUGGCAUACAUUUGGAAGAGGAUGUUCAGAAUGGCCAGGGAACUGAAAACCAUACCCCAAACAGGGACAGCUGAUGGAACUGGGAAUGUUUACCUGGAAAAGACUCAGCCAUUCCUGCAGCUGGGAACCAGGGGUGCAAGCAGGUUGCCAGGGGUGAUACCUGAGGCCACAGGAGGAACAACGGCUUAUCUUCUUGGCACUCCUUUUACAAAAAUGGUCAUUGAGCUGAAAUCACGGGUGUUGACUGGCAGACGAACUCCAACCGGCAGGCGCAUCACACCAACAAGUUCUAUGGCCAGGAGCUGAUCUUACGGAGAAGCCAAGAAUUCACUAUCACAUUGAAUACUCAAAGCCCUAUCUCUGAAGAAAGUCUGAAGUUCACAGUUUCCACAGGGCCUUCCCCCUCAGAGUCUGCCAGGACAAAGGCCAUGUUUCCACUCUCCAAUGGGAAUAGUGAUGGAAGCUGGAAUGCAGCACUUAAGGCCAGAGAAGAAAGCUCCCUGACCAUUACCAUCUCCACUCCUGCCAGUGCGCCCAUAGGACAGUAUCUGCUGGAAGUUCAGACCUCCUCCCGGGGCAAGGUCUACUCUACGAAGCUUGGGACAUUCAUACUGCUCUUUAAUCCCUGGGUGCAAGCUGACAGUGUCUUUAUGAAUAAUGAAGCUGAGAGACAGGAGUACAUUCAGCAAGAUUCUGGCGUCAUCUUUGUAGGAAGCACAAAUCGAAUUAACAUGGUUGGCUGGAACUUUGGACAGUUUGAAGACGACAUUCUGAACAUUUGCUUCUCGAUCCUGGAUAAUAGUCUGGAUUUCCGCCGUGACCCUUCUACAGACGUGGCCCGCAGAAGUGACCCCAAAUAUGUUGGCCGGGUGCUGUCUGCAAUGAUCAAUGGCAAUGAUGACAAUGGUGUGGUUUCUGGGAACUGGAGUGGUGAUUACACAGGUGGCCGGGACCCAAGGAACUGGAAUGGCAGUGUGGAGAUCCUCAAGGAAUGGAAAAAAUCUGGCUUCAGGCCUGUCCGAUUUGGGCAGUGCUGGGUCUUUGCUGGGACCCUCAAUACAGCGCUGCGGUCUUUUGGGAUUCCCUCCCGGGUGGUCACCAACUUCAACUCAGCUCAUGAUACAGACAGAAACCUCAGCGUGGAUGUGUACUAUGACGCCAUGGGAAACCCCCUGGACAGAGGCAGUGACAGUGUGUGGAAUUUCCAUGUCUGGAAUGAAGGCUGGUUUGUCCGGACUGACCUGGGCCCCUCGUACAAUGGAUGGCAGGUGUUGGACGCGACUCCCCAGGAGAGGAGCCAAGGGGUGUUCCAGUGUGGCCCCGCUUCGGUCUUCGCUAUCCGAGAGGGCGAUGUGAACCUUCCAUUCGACAUGCCUUUCACCUUCGCGGAGGUCAAUGCCGACCGCACCACCUGGAUUUACGAUAAGGCCACCGGCAGCCAGAAGUGGAAUUCUUCCGACACUCAGUCCGUGGGCAAGUACAUCAGCACCAAGGCCGUGGGCAGCUACUCUCGCGUGGACAUCACGGAGAAGUACAAGUACCCAGAAGGUUCCAGACAGGAAAGACAAGUGUUCCAGAAGGCUUUGGGGAAUCUUAAACCCAGCCGAGAGUUUGGCCCAACAUCUGCAGGGGCCUUGGGAGCAGCGGACCGGAAUCCCAGCAUCUCUGGGAGGUUCAAGGUCGUUGGCAUUCUGGAAGUGGGCAAGGAAGUCAACCUGGCCUUGAUCCUCAAAAACCUGACCAGUGACUUGAAAAUGGUGACAGUGCACAUGACAGCCUGGACCAUCGUCUACAAUGGCACACUUGUCCACGAGGUGUGGAAGGAUUCCGCCAAGAUAGCCUUGGACCCAGAAGAAGAAACACAGUACCGUGUGAAGAUCCCAUAUGCUCAGUACGAGAAGUACCUGAAGGCAGACAACAUGAUCCGAGCCACGGCCAUAUGCAAGGUCUCUGAUGAGAGUGAGGUGCUGGUGGAGCGGGACGUCAUCCUGGACAACCCCACCCUGACCCUGGAGGUGCUGCAAGAGGCACGAGUGCGGCAGCCUGUGAACGUGCAGAUGCUCUUCUCCAACCCCCUUGAGGAGCCAGUGAGGAACUGUGUGCUGAUGGUGGAGGGCAGCGGCCUGCUGCGGGGCAGCCUCAAGAUAGAUGUGCCAGCGCUGCGCCCCAAGGAGCGGUCCCGGAUCCGUUUUGAGAUCCUGCCCACUCGGAGUGGCACCAGGCAGCUGCUUGCCGACUUCUCCUGCAACAAGUUCCCUGCAAUCAAGGCCAUGCUGUCCAUCGACGUGGCCGAGUGAAGGGCCCCGGUGGCCCCCCACACAAACUCGGGUAACAAAGAGCAGGGAGGGCUCACCUGUGGCAUGAGUCCCCUGCCCAUGCGGUCUAGCCUGGGAGGCCCACUCCACCCCCCAGGGCUGCCUGGACAGGGACCUCCAGUCUCCAACCCCCACAGCACCCCCUGCACCCUCCCAGGCUGGGGCUGGCCCCCCUACCACACAACUUGAUCACGUUUGCACAUUCUCCAGCCACUUGACCCAGGGUCUCUCUGAAUGGAGACGGGGGAGAGAAGACUGUCUGGACUGUUUGCUGCCCCAGCCUGCAGUUAGGACACACCCGCUCCCCCGUCAGGCCGCUGCGGAGACGGGAAUGGCCAGUCACCCGCCAUGGCACUCACCUCCUUACCCUCAAAAUAAUAAAUGUUAAA